GCAGAGAUAGACAAAGUAAUUGGACAGUCUCGUCAGCCCACCAUAGCUGAUAGACCCAACCUACCCUAUACUGACGCUGUUAUUCACGAGAGCCAGCGGGUGGGAAAUAUUGUUCCCUUGGGAUUUCCUAAAAUGGCCAGUAAAGAUGCAACACUUGGAGGAUACUUCAUCCCCAAGGGCACAGCUAUCACUACAAACCUAGCCUCUGUGCUGUUCGAUAAAAAUGAGUGGGAGACUCCAGACGUCUUUAAUCCUGGGCAUUUCUUGGAUUCAGAGGGAAAGUUCCUUAAAAAAGAUGCCUUCUUACCAUUUUCAGCAG
This is a messenger RNA of Austrofundulus limnaeus, 319 nucleotides long. RefSeq names its product cytochrome P450 2K1. Gene Ontology annotation, biological process: xenobiotic metabolic process. Gene Ontology annotation, molecular function: heme binding; oxidoreductase activity, acting on paired donors, with incorporation or reduction of molecular oxygen, reduced flavin or flavoprotein as one donor, and incorporation of one atom of oxygen; iron ion binding. The record is from RefSeq and is a predicted model, not a curated record. Gene Ontology annotation, cellular component: intracellular membrane-bounded organelle; cytoplasm. NCBI's taxonomy places the organism in Eukaryota, Metazoa, Chordata, Actinopteri, Cyprinodontiformes, Rivulidae.